Molecule: messenger RNA, 755 nt
Organism: Sesamum indicum (sesame)
Lineage: Eukaryota; Viridiplantae; Streptophyta; Magnoliopsida; Lamiales; Pedaliaceae
Product: monothiol glutaredoxin-S6
Source: RefSeq, a predicted model, not a curated record
UGACACCUCAAACCCUUUAUCAUCUAACGAUCAAAGCCACAAUCCAAGCAUAUUUUCUGAUAUCUUCUUCGAUCCGUUCCCCCUAUAUAAAGAGGUCGUCGUGGGAGCCCAUCUGUUAACUCAAGAUAGUGAGUCGAGCCUCGCAUCACACCAUCACACAUAUAUUGGCUAUCCUUACUACAUAUAUCGCUCAAACAAUUCACGUUUUUUCCGACUAACGAUGGACAUGGUGAUGAAGUUAGGGACUGAGCAUCCAGUGGUGAUAUUCAGCAAAACCAGUUGCGGCAUAUCCCAUACCGUAACAACACUUAUCCGUGGAUUCGGGGCGAAACUUGUGAUCCAUGAGCUCGAUGAGCUCCCAAAUGGACAUGAAAUAGAGACGGCAUUGAUGGCUUUAGGGUGCAACCCUAGCGUGCCGGCCGUGUUCAUAGGGAAGCAAUUCAUCGGUGGAUCGAAUGAGAUCAUGAGCCUCUAUAUAAGGGGCAAGCUCAAGCCAUUGCUCAUCAAUGCUAAUGCUAUAUGGAUAUAGAGGAAUUAACUGUGAAAAGGUUAAGUUCUUAAUGUGCUAUAUGCCAUAGUUUUUUUAUGGCCUACAGUAGUCCAUAUUAGUAUGGGGGCUUCUGCUUCAGCUUCUGUAAUUAUUUCUCUUUCGGUUUAUGACAUAUGCAAGAAGUAGUAAUUCUCUUUCUUGCAAGAGUUUCCAUGAUCACCAGGUUGCAGUAAUAUGACAGUAUACAUAUAUAUAAUUAACCAAA